Molecule: messenger RNA, 579 nt
Organism: Huiozyma naganishii CBS 8797
Lineage: Eukaryota; Fungi; Ascomycota; Saccharomycetes; Saccharomycetales; Saccharomycetaceae
Gene: SND3
Product: Snd3p
Exons: 1
Coding region: 1-579 (192 amino acids)
Biological process (GO): protein targeting to ER
Cellular component (GO): endoplasmic reticulum; mitochondrion
Source: RefSeq, a predicted model, not a curated record
AUGUUGUCGCCAGCUGUCACCAAUAUCGCUGUCAUGCUAGUCAUGAUGCAACUGUCCCGUAAGAUAGAUAUGGAGGACGAAACUAACAUUCUGUACAUCAGAAUUGCCUACGUGUCCUGUACCGUCCUGGGAUUCCUGAUCUACCAGCUCGUCAGACGCAAGAUCGUCGCCACCAACGAUUUGACCAAGUUGAAGAUUGUCAAGCCAAAGAACGCCAUGAAGCCAAACGAACCAGAACAGGUCGAAUACACCACCGUAAGGGACUACGAUUUGACCGAGAUCGACUCCGCCAUCAAGUCUAUCUUCACAGGUGUUGCCAUGAUGGGGUUCAUGCACUUGUACAUGAAAUACACAAACCCACUGUUCAUGCAAUGUAUCAACCCUAUUAAGUCCGCCUUGGAGCACAACGAAACCAAAAUUCACUUGUUCGGUAACGCUGCCACGGGGGAAUUGAAGAGACCAUUCAAGACUCCAAGCUUAUUGGACGGGUUCAUGGGUAAGCCAGCCACCGACGCUGCCGACGCCUCGAAACCAAAGAUAGAGGAAAUCUCCUCCGCUGAAGGUGUCAAGACCGAAUGA